This is a messenger RNA of Anisakis simplex (herring worm), 3300 nucleotides long. The record is from the annotation of a GenBank genome assembly. Lineage: Eukaryota; Metazoa; Nematoda; Chromadorea; Rhabditida; Anisakidae.
AUGUUCAAACGUUUCGGUGGUUCCUCGGGUAUUUGGAAACCGAAGAAUCCGCACUCGUUGGAGUACUUGAAAUAUUUGCAUGGAAUUUUGAUGAAAAAUGAACGUGUAACAGAGCACAAUCGAACGUUGUUAGUGGAAGCUUUGCGAGCAAUUGCUGAGAUUUUAAUUUGGGGUGACCAAAAUGACAGCUCUGUUUUUGAUUUUGAAAAAAUUUUGUUUUGGAAGUUUCAGUCCACUCAAGAAUUCCCCCUUUAUACGGAGGCAAUAAAAUUUUACAAUCACAGUGAAGGAAUGGUUCGAAUAGCUGUACGCACAACAACGCUUAACAUCUUCAAAGGUUUUAGUUUCUCUUAUGAUAAUUAUUUCUCACGAGUCUAUUUUCCGCUUGUGAUGGUGGAAGAUGAAUUAAUGCGUACAUUUGUAAGAAACAAGUCACGUGAUUAUUUUUGUGCGGUUGUUGAUCUGACAGCCUUCCAUUCGAUCGAUAUCGAUCAGUUUGCGAGAUCAGCUGAGAACGAAUCAUCGAAUCGCGAUCGACUCUGCGAUUUGAUCUGUGAAAAUUUGGAUCAUAUUCAUUACCUCAAUGAUAUUUUUUUGAUCAAGGAUGAACAUCUAUCAGCAGUAUUAUCCGAAAUUGUCUUUCGACGUCUACUCGCUCCACUCUAUCUGUGCUCGUUGGCGUCACUGAGAAUAUGUCCAAAUGCAAUAAUCCUCUCUCCAGUUUCAUCGCUUUUCCUCCUUUCACAAUUCCUUUUGGUGGUCACCGAUUCACAGGCAGUUCAAACACUGUUGUCAUCGUUUUUCUUUGGGGAUGGCAGUGAUGUGCGACAACAGUGGAGUCGAUCACAACCCGAUGCCAAAUUGAUUCUUGUGAAUCUUCCAUUAACGAACACUACUUCUAACAGGGUAUUCUUCAACAGUUAUUUAAAGUCGUUGAAUUGUGAACGGAACGACCAUGCUGCCUUCUUUGGCCUCUUAUUCCUGUAUGCGAUCUGUCAGAAUAAAGGUGUUAUGGCGGAGAUAUUGACUGCCGCCCAGAUUACUCCAUCGAUGGACUGCGAGUUAGCAGAUUCUGAGCAUGGUCUAUUGGAAGUGUUACUUUCAAUCCUUUCACUAAGUACGAAAUCAGAUACAGUGGUACGAGUGGUAACUGUAGAGUUGUGUUGUAUGAUAUUGCGCCAGUUGUUGUUAGCGGUCGACAUUCAUACGACUCCGUAUUCGAGAUGCGAAGCGGUAGCCGAUCAGGCACGGAAUGAAACCAUUUUAUCGCUAUCGAAUGUUCUCUACAAUGAGGAUCUCUUUUUGGAAAUGUUCGAAGAUGAAUAUUAUCAAUUUGAGCGUGAUUCAUUUCGUAUAUCACUGAUCUGUGAUGAUCCAUGUUUGCUGCUGCCACCUUCGAAUACGCCGUUGAGUGGAGUGCCAUUGAAUAAACGAUUGCCGAGUGGAUCUGAAGAAAGGAUACGACGUACAAUUCAGUUGUAUUUCCAUUUCCGAAAAUUUGUUCUUGAUCUUCGAGAUGAAUCGGAAACGCAGUUGCCAUUGUCGACAAAAGGAAACACUGUCGUCGAAGUGAAUGACUGUAUCAACUUAGAGAACAGCGAUUUACUGUCGUGUACAGUUGUGUUGACGAAAGGUGAACGACACCAACGGUUUUUAGUUGCUGAUCAACUUCAGUUGAUACUCGUUGAGCCAGAUACCAAAAGGCUUGGCUGGGCCAACGUUCGUUUUGUCGGCUUGUUGCAGGAUACUCAAUUGACCGGCGAUCCAGGCGAGAGUCGAGCGCUGCACGUUGUGGUGAAUGAUGCCCGAACACGAUCGCAUCUGAAGAACGAGCCGCUGUUGAGUGCCAAAUUCCUGUUCGAAGAUCAUAUCAGAUGUAUGGCGGCUAAACAACGUCUCACAAAGGGUCGUCAAGCAGCACGUCAUAUGAAAUUAGAUUUAAUCUGUGACGUGUUGGGACUGCCGAAACGCUCGCUCACACCAGGCAGUAAUCGAAAUCCUUUCCGUAUCGUGAAAGGAUGUGCUCCAGGAUCACUUCGCAGACAAUCGCAGCAGUUACAAAUAGCUACCACGUCGAGUAGCGGUCCAUCGAGUGGUAAAUCGUCAACAACUUCGUUAAACAUUGUCCCGGAUGAUCCCAAACCCGCACCCGCUACGAUUCCGUCGUCGUCAUCUGCCGCUUCAGCAAGUACGUUGGGUGUACGAAACGCAAACGGUAUUCAAGAUCUAGAUAUAUUGACUACACUUUUAUGUGGAUACUAUAGUUGGAGAUAUUCGGUGAAUAUGGCCGAAGCAGCAAGUUCCUCAACACAGAUUCCUAGUGAUUCAUUUCCAUGUAUCAUUGUAUUGGGUAUGGCUGGAUCUGGGAAAAGUUCCUUUGUACAGCGACUGACAGCACGUUUACACGAGAAGAAAUCGAUACCAUAUGUGAUUAAUCUGGAUCCAGCCGUCAAUACAGUACCGUAUCCGGCGAAUAUCGAUAUUCGAGAUACGGUCAAAUACAAAGAAGUGAUGCGUGAAUAUGGCCUUGGCCCGAACGGAGCGAUUAUGACUUGUCUCAAUCUCAUUUGCACUAGAUUCGAUCAGGUGCUAACACUGGUGAAUAAACGUGCCGGUGUUUGUUCGCAUUGUCUGAUCGACACACCCGGUCAAAUCGAAGCGUUCACGUGGUCCGCAUCAGGAACGAUUAUAACUGAUUCACUGGCAUCAGCCAAUCCAACAAUGAUUGCCUACGUUAUGGAUUCUGUUCGUGCCACAAACCCGAUCACUUUCAUGUCCAAUAUGCUAUACGCUUGUUCGAUUUUCUAUCGUACCAAAUUACCUUUCAUUAUCGUUUUGAAUAAGGCUGAUAUAGUACGACCGACGUUUGCAACGAAAUGGAUGCGAGAUUUUGAAAGCUUUCAACAGGCACUAGACGAGAACAGCUCAACGUAUAUGAACGAUUUAACGCGAUCGCUGAGUUUGGUUCUUGAUCAGUUCUAUGAGAAUUUUUCAGCUGUUCCAGUGUCAUCUCUAACCGGUGAGGGUAUUGAUGAGUUCUUGGAGGCAGUCAAGAAAUGUACGCAAGAAUAUUACGAUGUUUAUCGACCAAUGUAUGAGAAACUUGCGAAAGAUAAGGUAUCGUUGAAAUUAUUGAUGAAACAUGAAGAAGAGGAAAAUGUCGAGAAAUUGUCAAACUUGACUGUCAAAGAAAGGGAGUUAUUGAGUGUGAAUCCACCGGAAGCCGGAAGAAUUUUUGAGAAAAUUCAUUUGGGUGGUGUUGAUGAGGAGAAUGAGGAGGAUUCAGAGGUUCCACGUUGA